This is a messenger RNA of Rhipicephalus sanguineus (brown dog tick), 1446 nucleotides long. RefSeq names its product PCI domain-containing protein 2 (gene PCID2). Gene Ontology annotation, cellular component: transcription export complex 2. The transcript is spliced from 15 exons. NCBI's taxonomy places the organism in Eukaryota, Metazoa, Arthropoda, Arachnida, Ixodida, Ixodidae. The record is from RefSeq and is a predicted model, not a curated record. The coding region runs from base 142 to 1368 and encodes 408 amino acids. Gene Ontology annotation, molecular function: RNA binding; double-stranded DNA binding. Gene Ontology annotation, biological process: poly(A)+ mRNA export from nucleus; post-transcriptional tethering of RNA polymerase II gene DNA at nuclear periphery; transcription elongation by RNA polymerase II.
ACUGGAAUCCAAGCUAAUCCAUUAAUGGCGCUGCCCUCUCGGUAAACAAUCGCGUUUCCCAAAGCUGUAUUCUUCUGUUUCGCGCGUUAAUAUUUGUGAACUCGCGUAACUGGGCGCGAUUUAGUUUCUGAGUGCGUAGACAUGGCCCACAUCACGAUGAACCAGUAUCUUCAGCAGGUCGACGAAGCUUUGCAGCAGGGAAGGGGCAAGAAGGCUGCGGAGUUGUUGUCGUGCAAGCAUGCACACAGCGCAAGCUCUCGGCUACAGGUGGAAGACCCCGAUGGCGCAGUGCAACGCGUCAUGGACGCCCCAUGGGACGAAGUGGUCUGUCAACACCUAAGGUGCUUGUAUCACAUGAACAACUACAACUUUGUGGAAGCCUACAAGGAGCAAGCAAUCCUGGUUCAAUAUCCUUUGCACUAUGAAUUCGGUGCGCUUUUCACCAAGAUCUUCCAAUCGCUGAAGGAAGAGAACUGGGCCCUGCCCAUCAUGUACACAGUCUGCCUGGACCUCCGGUUAUUCGCCUCUCAGGCUGACAUGCAGCUGUCCAAAAAGAGCAAAGGCAAACCUGGCGAGACGUUGGAAAAAGCAGCAGAAUAUCUCAUGGGCUGCUUCAGAGUCUGUGCCAGUGACAACCGGUCGUCCUUGGAGAACUCUAAACGGCAAGGCAUGCUCAACUUAGUCAACCAGCUUUUCAAGAUCUACUUUAAGAUCAACAAGCUCCACCUGUGCAAGCCGUUGAUCCGGGCCAUCGAGAGUUCAGCACUCAAGGACCACUUCACCAUUUCCCAACUGGUCACUUACAGGUACUACGUAGGGCAGAAAGCUAUGUUUGACAGUGACUUCAAGAAUGCUGAGGAGUACCUGACCUUUGCCUUCCUGCGAUGUGACAAGGACUCUGUGCACAAUAAACGACUCAUCCUCACAUACCUCAUCCCUGUCAAGAUGCUCCUGGGUCACAUGCCAAGCGAGGCCCUGCUACGCAAGUACGACCUGAUGCAGUUUGCGGAGGUGGUGUCUGCCGUUACGGAGGGCAACCUGAUGCGCUUGGACAAAGCGCUGGCAGCCAACGAGGACUUCUUCAUAAAGAACGGCAUCUACCUCAUCCUGGAGAGGCUCAAGGUUAUCACGUACCGUAACCUCUUCAAGAAAGUCUACCUGCUGCUGAAGACGCACCAGAUUCCCAUGGAUGCAUUCCUGGUGGCCCUGAAGUUCAUGAAGGUGGACGACGUGGACAGGGAAGAACUGCAUUGCAUCAUUGCCAAUCUCAUCUACGAGGGCAAGAUAAAGGGCUACAUCUCACUGCAGCACCAGAAACUGGUCGUCAGCAAGCAGAGCGCGUUCCCUCGUCUGUCAACCCUCAGCUAGCAGCAGAGGCGCGAAAACAUCAUGCCUUUGUGUCCACAGUGACGCUUGUAAAUAAAGUACAUUUCAACGUCAUCAAAA